Choloepus didactylus (southern two-toed sloth) is the source of this 2498-nucleotide messenger RNA. It is a transcript of the gene IQCG, whose product is annotated as IQ motif containing G. Gene Ontology annotation, biological process: cilium organization; sperm axoneme assembly. Gene Ontology annotation, cellular component: sperm flagellum; cytoplasm. The record is from RefSeq and is a predicted model, not a curated record. Gene Ontology annotation, molecular function: protein binding. The transcript is spliced from 11 exons. NCBI's taxonomy places the organism in Eukaryota, Metazoa, Chordata, Mammalia, Pilosa, Megalonychidae. Bases 299 to 1657 code for a protein of 452 amino acids.
AACCCGCGUGACGGAGUGCUGUAAGUGGAAAGGUAGAAACCGGACUGCAGGACUUCCCCCGGCCUUGAUACCCCAGAUUUGAUUCCCGAACAUGGGGGUGUGUUUCUCUCCUACCACACCGGGGUAGGGCGAACGGAGACUCUUUCGGAUCCUACGCUAAUCUAGAAGAGAAAGGCCGGGAGCACGAAGGCAAGAGGAGCCUAUUCCUUCUCUUUCAUCAUUUUUCCUUCCUCCUUCUGCUCCUUUAUCCCUUACAAAAAAUUACGUGACUGCAUACUUGUGAUAUUAUAAAUGUGCCAUGGAGGAUGACAAUACUAACUCAAGAAGAAUGGAAGAAAAGCUGGAAGUCCCAAACUUUCCUCCGAAAGUUUGGCCUUCUGAGGUGAUGGUGUCAGUGACAGGAGAACCACCUAGUGCUAUAGAACAAGAAGAAAUAGCCCAAGAUACAGAUGUAGAAAUCAUCCAGGAAAAUAUAGAGUCACUCUCCCUUCUAGAUGUACUGAGGAUCUCCGCAGUUCUGGAGGAUGCCACAGACCAGCUCUCUAUUCUAAACUAUAUCAUGCCAGUUCAAUAUGAAAGAAGUCAAAGCACUAGCAUGAAGAAAAACAAAGAAGUGAAUUUAAAAGGGAAAAGCCAAGAUAAAUUUCAAGUGGUCUCAACAACCUUGAAAAAGCCUACUCCAUUCUUUUCUAUAGAAGUGCCCAAGUUGCCUGAAAUCAGACAAGGAGGCCAGUCUGCAGUGGAGUUUAACAAUUUGCAGGAUCUUAUCUUCAGAAAACCUGCAAGGCAGACCAUAUUGACUACUGAGACACUGAAGAAAAUUCAGAUUGAUAGGCAAUUUUUCAGUGAUGUGAUUAAAAAUACCAUGCAGGAGUUGGAAGAGUGUGGCACAUUCACCAAUCUUCUGCAUGCUUUGGGCAGAGAGAGGGAAAAUAAAAUUCAUUUCUAUGAUAUCAUUGCCAGAGAAGAGAAAGGAAGAAAACAGAUAAGAUCUCUUCAAAGACAGCUCGUUAAUGUAAAAAAGGAACGACAAGUUGAAGUACAGAGUCGAAAUGAAUAUAUUGCUCACCUCAAGGACCAGUUGCAAGAGAUGAAGGCAAAAACCAACAUGGAGAAUCACUAUAUGAAGAAAAACACUGAUUUGCAAAUCUCCCAGACACAAAAAAAAUGUAACAAAACAGAGGAACUCUUGCUGGAUGAGAUUGAGAAACUAAGGAUGAAAACUGAAGAAGAGAACCGGAUUCAUAUGGAGAUUGAAACUUUCCUUAAAAAGGAGCAGCAGAAACUUGAAGAGAAGUUAGAGUUCUGGAUGGAGAAAUUUGAUAAGGACACAGAAAUGAAACAGAAUGAACUAAAUGCUCUCAAAGCUGCAAAGGCCAGUGACUUGGCACACCUUCAAGACCUUGCAAAAUUGCUAAGGGAGUAUGAACAAGUCAUUAUUGAAGAUCGCAUAGAAAAGGAGAAGACCAGGAAGAAGAUAGAACAAGAUGAGCUGGAAUUAAAGAGCAUAGUAAAGCUCCAGGCCUGGUGGCGAGGCACUGUGAUAAGGAAUGAAAUUGGUGCUUUCAGGCUACCUAAAAAGGACAAAGAUGAUAGCAAGGAUUCAAAAGGAAAAGGCAAAGACAAGGAAAAGCGGAGAGGCAAGAAGCAAAAGUGAUCAAGUUCUGUUUUGUCCUUUGCUUUGGCUUUUGGAGAUGGGAAAGAGGACUCGAACAGAGUAUGAAACAUUUUUACCAUUGCAGAUAACUCAUCUACAGUUGUUUCUUAUUUGGACAUUCCCAGGUUAGGCCUAGUUAUUUAACUUUUCCUAUUAUAUUAGUUUUCAAGCCCUGAAUUAGGAUGAUAUCAUUCAUCUAGGGCUUCCUCAUAUUUGGAUCCAACUCUGUUGGGAAGAAGUGUUUCUAGGAGCCUUGUGAAGAUUUUUCUCAAUGAAAGAAGAGUUUAUGGGCUUAGUUACAGUGAUGUAUUAACAUUUCUGUAGUUCCUCUAAUGUCUCUGACUCUGUCUAACUUGUCUAUGGUGAAAAAUCUCUCCUGACAAGUGAAUGAAGUGCUCAGUAGAAAUGAUCAAAAAGAUGAUGUUUAUAAAGUAUCUAGCAUAAUACAUACACAGUAAGAAUUUUAAUAAAUGUUGGUUCCUGCUCCCUUUUAGAUUUAUCAUCAUUUUAGUGUUUUGGGGGAUGGUGGUGGUGAGGCAGAGUUAGAAUUAGGGCAGUGGCUGGCUGAUGAACAAAGGGCAAAUUCUAAGAAGUGGUCAGGCUUCAAGGAGAAAGAUAUAUCUGAGAAGAACAACAAUAAACAGUACCUGGGGCCAAAUGACCCAACUUGAGUGGGUCAUCUAGGCUCAAGCAUCAACAGAAGAGGAAAAAGGGGAGAGUAGUAAAAUAGUAAAUAAAAAUUACAAAAGAAAGGGCCUCUCACCUCUCACCUCUUUUCUUGUGAGAGUGCCCACAUGUCUUCUCACAUGCGUUCUUAAUAAACUUCUACCUGCUUACUCUA